Molecule: messenger RNA, 933 nt
Organism: Coregonus clupeaformis (lake whitefish)
Lineage: Eukaryota; Metazoa; Chordata; Actinopteri; Salmoniformes; Salmonidae
Product: large neutral amino acids transporter small subunit 3-like
Exons: 8
Coding region: 14-868 (284 amino acids)
Biological process (GO): neutral amino acid transport
Molecular function (GO): L-amino acid transmembrane transporter activity; neutral L-amino acid transmembrane transporter activity
Source: RefSeq, a predicted model, not a curated record
CCAGCUACCCAACAUGUUUGGCAGUCUGAGCUCCACAAUCAUGUCUCUGAUGAUUGGCUCCUACGCUUCCUCAGCUGUCACCUUCCCUGGAGUCAAGCUGAUCUAUGAUGCGGAUGUGUCGUUCCGGGUGAUCAUGUGGGUGUGGUCGGGUCUAGCAGGCUUAGUCUUCCUCAACUGUUUCCUCAACUGGCCAGUGGAGGCCUUCCCCACACCUGACGAGGUCGACUACAGUAAGAAGUUAGCGCUGACUUAUGUGUCUGGGGACCAUAAGGGUGUGGGAGAGAGGUUGAGUCAGAAGAAUGGAAGCCUGAACGGAGACCUGAACCACUCCCCUGAGAAACUCCCAGCUGACACACAGAAUGUCAUUCCAUUCCGUAGGUCGGUGUUCUCGCCCAUCUUCCUAUGGAGUCUGGUUACCAUGGGGAUGACCCAGCUCAGGAUCAUUUUCUUUAUGGGCGCCAUGAACAAGAUGCUGGAGUUUCUCGUCACCCACGGCGACCCUCACGCUUCUGAGGAGUUGAUCGUCGAGGCAAAGGAGAAAGUGAGUUUCUACUCGUCCAUCUUUGGCACCCUGCAACUGCUCUGCCUGGUCACCUGUCCUGUGAUUGGCUACAUCAUGGACUGGAGGAUGAAGGAGUGUGUGGCAGAGACAGAGAAGAGACCAGCAGACGGGCCGACGAGAGACAAAAAGAUCCAGAAAAUCACCAAUGCCAUGAGAGCCUUCAUCUUCACCAACCUGCUACUGCUGAUGUUCGGAGUGUGCUGUCUGAUAGACAACCUGCAACUUCAGAUCCUGACCUUCAUCCUCCACACCAUGGUCAGAGGUUUCAUCCACUCCUGCUGUGGAGGCCUGUAUGCUGCUGUGUAAGUUCUCAACUUCCUCAUCUUCAUCAUACAACUCCAUCAUCACCGUCAUCAUCUUUAAAUACAGAA